GUCCUGGACCGUGACUGGAUGCCCACGCCCCCUUGCCUGCGGCUGGGAGGUGUCGAAGCUCGACUCCAUCUCCAGAGACACAGAGCUCUCAACCGGCUUUUACUUCCAGCCGAGCGGCCGUGCGAGCUCGUGGGUUCUUUCCCCGUAGGUCUUCUCAGGCCCCGCUUCCUUUGACUCCGGCAGCUGCGCAAUUGCGGAGACUGGAUUCACCUGCCGAGUCGGAGGAGGGGCUCCGGGUGGCACAGUGCGCAGGCGCGGGCGUUCGGGGCUCGCGGCGCGCGGCGCUCGGUUGAAGCGGGAGUGAGUUCUGGUCGCGGAGACCCGGCAGCGGGCGAGCGAGCGGGUGACCGGGCGCCUUCUCUGCAGCCAUGGCAGCCCUGCGCUACGCAGGCCUGGACGACACGGACAGCGAGGACGAGCUGCCCCCGGGCUGGGAGCAGAGAACCACCAAGGACGGCUGGGUUUACUAUGCCAAUCACACGGAAGAGAAGACUCAGUGGGAACAUCCGAAAACUGGGAAAAGAAAGCGAAUAGCAGGAGAUUUGCCCUAUGGAUGGGAACAAGAAACUGAUGAGAAUGGACAAAUGUUUUUUGUCGACCACAUAAAUAAAAGAACUACCUACUUGGACCCAAGACUGGCAUUUACUGUGGACGAUAAUCCUACGAAGCCAACCACCAGACAGAGAUACGACAGCAGCACAACUGCCAUGGAAAUCCUCCAGGGCCGGGAUUUCAGUGGCAAAGUGGUCGUGGUUACCGGAGCGAAUUCGGGAAUAGGGUUUGAAACCGCCAAAACUUUUGCCCUCCAUGGUGCACAUGUGAUCCUGGCCUGCAGGAACAUGACAAGAGCCAAUGAAGCCGUGUCACGCAUUUUAGGAGAAUGGCAUAAAGCCAAGGUAGAAGCAAUGACCCUGGACCUCGCUCUGCUCCAUAGCGUGCAGCAUUUUGCUCAAGCGUUCAAGGCCAAGAAUGUGUCACUUCACGUGCUUGUGUGCAAUGCAGCCGUGUUCGCUCUCCCCUGGAGCCUCACGAAAGAUGGCCUGGAGACCACCUUCCAGGUGAACCAUCUGGGCCACUUCUACCUCGUCCAGCUCCUCCAGGACGUCUUGUGCCGCUCAGCCCCUGCCCGGGUCGUCGUGGUUUCCUCGGAGUCCCAUAGAUUUACAGAUAUUAAUGAUUCCUCUGGAAAACUAGACUUCAGCCGCCUUUCUCCAUCGAAAAAUGACUACUGGGCCAUGCUGGCUUACAACCGGUCCAAACUCUGUAACAUCCUCUUCUCCAGCGAACUCCACCGCCGCCUGUCCCCGCGUGGGGUCACGUCGAACGCGGUGCACCCCGGGAACAUGAUGUACUCCUCCCUGCAUCGAGGCUGGUGGGUGUACACGCUGCUCUUCACCUUGGCCAGACCCUUCACUAAGUCCAUGGGGGCAUUGUGGUUUGACCGUUCAUUUAAACAGCCUGCAUUCGAUCAGUUUACCCAGAAAAGAGGAGGCCUGGGUGUAUUUCUGAUUCCUCCCAAGAAGGACUCAUAUCUGGAAGAGAACAGAUGUUGAUUCUUUCUCCUCACUAGCAAACGGUUAGUGUUGUCAAAUUUGCUAAACUUAGCAGUUGAAGAUUAACAUGCAGUGUAUAAUAUGCAUGUGCCUAACUGUACAAUAAAUAGUAAAUCACAUUUUUAUGCUUUCUCUGAACUUGGAAGCUGCAAGGUUUUUUUUUUUUUUAUUCCCUGUGUGUGAUGAAAUAAAUAACAUUGAAAUACAUUUUAAAGAUGUCAGUCAGGGGGGAAAAAGUGCUUGGCAACUGUGUUUGAUAGAUUUCUUUUAUGAUUAAUUCUCCUAUUAAGUUUUAAUGACUUUAAAGAUAUGAAGCUAGAAACCACAAAACUAGGCAUGGUUAAUAAAUAACUGAAAUACCAGGUGUAUAGAAAUGCAUCUAUGGAAAAAUGAACUCAUAUAUUCUCUAGGAUGUAUCAGGAAACAGAUCUUUGGCAAAUGAAGAGAGUCAAAUGUCCCCGAAGGGGGGGAAAAGUUGAAGAACAGUGAAUUCAAGAAGAUUGUCUUUCUUAAAGAAAAUCCUUUGAGAAAGGUACUCUCUAAGAUUCACAAAUGUAAAUAAAUUAUUUUCUGAACCAGUGUUUAUCAGCAAGGCGGUUGUUCUCUCGGAAUGCAUUUAUCCAUUGUGGGUUUUUAAGCAUCUCUGUACAAAAUUGCAAGUAUUUCUCAGAAUUUCUUGUCACAGUUUUCUUCCCGAGCUCAUCGGGCAUGGAAAGGGCCGUGUUGCUUUGCUGUUUUAGAAAUGCUCAGAGGACUGCCUGGGACCCCGAAGUGGGAAAGAGUGGUGACGGGGUUUUAGUAAUACUAUCUUUUUUAAUUCCUUCUGCACCCAAAACUGAUGACAUAUGACUCGGUUCUUCCUCAAAGCAUCUCUGUGAAUCGGGGAGGAUAGAAGAAUUAAUUCUAGGUUCCAAACAGCAAAAGUGAGGCUUGUCAGGGGCUUGCAGGCUUGGCCCGGACUCUGAAUUCUCCCUCUGAGCCACCCCACGUCGGAGAGUCUGCAGGUUCAUGCCUGGGGCCCUCUGUGGUAGGCACAGCUGGAUUAUUUACUUUCUAGAACAUCUCGAGUUCCUGAGCCGACCAGUUUAGAGACCAAACACACAUUAAUUAACAUGAAUAAUGACUAGGAAGAAUUGCAGGGCCCCCAGAAGAAGAAUGUAUAAAUGUGCAUGUUUUUGUAUAUGCUUAUGCAUGUGUGUUUGGGCCUGAAAGGAGACAAAGGGUGCAUUUUGCACAAUCCCUUCUCUCCACGCAGGGCUCUCCUUGAGCUUUUCUGAGUCCCCAAAGCACAAUAGGUACCCUUUGGAACCUUCACACCUGGCAGCCCCCCAUGCUUCAGAACUUCAAAUCUAAAGAUCUUUUAAAUACACAGAACUUAUUUUUGCAAGCUCUUGGCCCAUUCCAACUGAAUACCGAUUCCCAGCCUCGAAAAUGCCUGGAGUGAGAAAACAGGGAAUAUUGUUCUUUUCUGUUUAUAUUAUUUCAUACUGAGUCAACACACUUGCCAAGAGUCCGAGGCAGCUUCUGGCUUGACAAUGCCUUAUUUAACUAGCCUAUUUCUAGAAUAAAGUCAGGGUCCCCUGGGGCCCUCUCAGUGGCACUCAGGUCACUCAUGAGCUGGAAGAGACCAAAACAAAUAAAGCGAAUCUGUUUCUCCAGGAAAAUCAUCUUACUUUUUUUCUGGGCUAGGCCACGGAUUUGGCCCUGGAAGCCAGAGGGCCUCGGCCAACACCGGAUACCCAGCUUGUCCGGGGUUUCAGAGCCCUGGAAUCUCGGAGACCUGCCUCUCGGGGCUGCGGGGCUGCACCAAAAACUGAGCCUUUCUGCUUGCUCCCAACCUGGGCAGCUAGCUGCUGGGCAGCCUCUCUAGCCAGCGCCUCACUCCAGGCCUGGCCGUAUCUCGGGCUCUCCUGGUACCCGGAGCACGUCGGCUUGAGGCUGGAAGAAACUCGAAGCAUUUGGCCAGGAAGAGGCAGCUAGUUCCAGCUGGCCCGAGCGCUGCGCUUUAAAAAUUACCCAGAUGAACUGAUUUUGUAUCGGGAGUGGGUGGAGAGGACUCCAGGGCUGGGGAGGAAGAUGCGGGCCUCUCUCCCCCUAAUCAUGAGCGAUGUGAUUUGGAGAGGGAAGCAGGGGCUUGGCUCGGCAAACUGCAUUUCCUUGGCCGAGCUCCAGAGGGGAGAAAGGAUCCAGAGGGAAGGCACAGGCAACGCUGUGUCCGGUUAGCCUCUCGCAGACCCCCCAGGCUCCCGGACCCUCUGCUGGGCGUCGGGUUGGUUGGUGCCCCAAAGAGGGUGGCUCUGCUGAGCAGGGUCUGCCGAGAGAGGGAGGCCUCGGGCUUCAGGACUGGGGGGAGUGGCUUCCGUGGACGUGAAAAAAACGACAUCAGAGGCAGGAGGCAUCCCUCCAAACAUAACUCGGCCUCCCGCUCUCCCUGCAGACAGAAAGGCCGCGCUCUCUUGGCCCGGUGCCUGCACGCGUUCUUGGCACGCGCAGACUUUCUGUAUCACUCCCGCCCCAGCAACGAAUCUGGCCGGCGACUUGGCCACUCUCUGAAAUGAAGAGUAGUACUCGGGCGCCCAUAACAUUUUAUUUUAACGUAAGAGAAGAUAAAAGGAAAGAGAGCCCGAGCCCUCUCCUUCUUGAUUCCCUCCACCCCCAGAAAGUCUAGCCAAGAAUCUGCAAAAAUGCAUCCACCCACCCACACGUUGACGGGCAGGUUUGAGACCCUGGUCACCUUUCCCACACCUGCCUGAUGCCUGGAUCCAGGGGUGCUGCACUGCCGGGUGGGAAGGGCGCUACGGGGUAGACCCCCUUUGGAGGUUCUGUGAUGACUGUUUCUUACCCAGGGCCUGUUUUACGCUAUGCCCCAGUUCCUUCAGGCCAGGUCCCUCCUCAUCUGUGCCGUUGCCAUAAAUACGGGGGAAGCGAGAUCUUUCUAGCAAGGGCAACAUUAUCUCGCCUAAAAGGAUAGACCCUGAGACUGCUCUUACAUUCAGCCAACAGAGAGCAGAGAAGGGAAAGAGUCAACCAGGAGUACAAAGAGUAUGAACGAUCUCUGUGUGUUGACUCCUUUUCGAAAGACAAGAUGAACAGAAAUACAUGCAUAUAAAUAUUUCUUUCCGGCCAACCACCACAGAUUAGAUUUCACAUUCGAAAUGUAAAUCGUGCCUAGGAAACACCGAUGUUUAUUUUAAGCAGCUGACCCUCAGGGAUAAAAAUAAAAAGGAUAAGGGAAACAAACAAACCGCGUUACUGACAAGAGGUAGGAUGUUCUGUUUUCUGUCUGGCAGCUAUUUUCCAGCUCUGGCAUUUCUAGGGAACGCUUUGGAAUACUUCUGGUCCGGUUCAUCCAUGAAAAACCGUCUGUGUUUUUACGCUUUGAAAAGACAUGCAGAGAAGCCCACAGCAUGUCACAUUGGGUGUCUUAUCCUUGAGGAAACAGCAGGCAGCAUCAGUGUCACCCAUGGACCAUCCCCGCCCCCAGCAUCCUUUGAGAAAUGUCUUGGGUCUGUCUCUAGCCAGGUCAGCCCUGAGCUUCUUGAUCCGCGCGCUGGCCUGUUUGGGAACACAUCUGAAUUUCGGUAUGUAGCAGGGGAAACGCCGUCUGGCUGUUCCAUUCCGUGCCCAUGCCGCUUCCUGUGUCACCCCUUAACAAGGUGUGGAGGAGCCUCGGGAGUCCCACCACCUUACGCUAAACGAGAUGACACGGCCCUCUAACUGCAGGAUGCAGCCGACUGCUCUGCGGAACAGGGUUGGCUCACCUUGCCUUGACAUCAGGGCGUCCCUGUGUUUGCUAGACUCAUGCCCACCCGGAUUCUCGCUCCUUUAUUUCUCAAAUCAGUUUUUGCCUUGGAAGUAAGAUUCAGAGCGUAAGAACGUGGCUUGUCUCUCACACGUUAUGGAAGGCAGGCCGUGCCCUCCGUGUCAAAUGAACGGAAGAAAAGCUGGUGGUCCCAGGGAUGGAGGGAGAAAUUGGAGCAGGGGUGCUGGACAGGAACCCAUCUGCACAGGUGUCGCUGUGCCGUAACUGUGGCGGGUCUUCCUCCGCGGGGCCGUCUCCGUGCUGUGGUUCCCCGGGCGGAAGGGCGAAUAAUGCUGGUCCCUCCACCUCCUUUGUCUUUGUCAAACCUACCAACUCAUUCCAGGAACACAGAUAUUUCAUUAUCUGCUACUGUUACAUCUCGAUCCUGGAUCCCCAGGCUGUGUUCAAAACUACCGCCCUCUCAAGGAAGACAAGGGGAUUGUGCCAGCAGGAUCUCCUGUUAGUGUGUGUGUGUGUGCCCGUGCAUGUGCACAUCCGUGUGUACAUGCUUGUGCACCGUUGGCGCUGUUUCCAGCGAGCAGUAAAGUCCUCCCCUCCUGUGGACCCGGGACCUGGCAGUGAGCUGGAGCUGGCAGAAAUUUUGUGACCGAGUUGUUAAACACAGUCACUACGAAAACUUAAAUUACAUAAACUUACCUUUAAACAGGUUGUAUUCAAAACGAAGUUAUUAGAGCUCCUUGCCUCCUAGUCGUUUAACGACCUCUGCCUGUUUUUAUCUGUGCUCCUGGGGUUGUCUGGGUCUGGAUGGCAGAAAUGCUCCAGCCCUGCGACCACUGACAUGACCUUGCUAGCUUGAAGCAGCCCUUGCUGGGAGUAUUUACACCACGGAAAUGGGCAAAAACUACAGCAGGCCUUCGUUGAUUGCUUUGUUUAUAUUGUCUCGGCUUAGGAAAGUCAUUACAGUGUUAAUAACGCAGAUUAAAUGUAAGCGUAUCAUGACUCUAGUCAUUACCUUAUGAAUAUUAUAAAAAAGAGGAAAUAUUCCCUUAGCAUAGGAAAGAAAAACUAUGAUCUACCUCAGCAAAGAAGCUGCUGGUGCCAUUGAAGAAUGGGUGACAUUUCAAAAUAUGACUGUUUUGACUGUUUCACUUUCAUCUUACUGGUUAAGUAAAAACAUUCUUACUGGUGAACUUAAAAGCAUCAGCCAGCACUCACCAACUGCUUCCUGCCAGUGGAUGCAAGAAUUAGGCAGAAAGCAUUGAGAGCACUGGGUGAGAGUCAGCUGGCUCUGUGGAAUUUAUAAUGAAGAAUGUUGCAUAUUUUCACUCGUAAAUUGUGUGCCAACAUCUUUUAUAUCAGUAAAUUUUAUAAUGGACCUGUGUAGAGUUGGCCCUCCAUAUCCAGGGAUCCCGCGUCCCCACAUUCAACCAACCUUGGAUCAUAAAUAUUCGGAAACAAAAUUCCAGAGAUACCCAAAAAGCAAAGUUUGAAUUGGCCACAUGCUGGCAACUACUUGUAUAGCAUUUGUGUUGCAUUUACAGCUGUUUGUAUACCAUUUACAUUGUAUUAGGUAUUACAGGUAAUCUGGAGAUUAAAGUAUAGGAGAGGGUGUGCUUAGGUUAUAUGCAAAUACGGUGCCAUUUUAUAUAAGGAACAUGAGUAUCCUCGGAUGUGGGUGUCCACGGGGCUCCUGCAGCCAAUCCCAGGAGGAUCCGAGGUACGGCUGUAUAUAUAUUUAUAGGCAUGCUUCCCUUCUUGGAGACCAGACACACUGGAUUCAGUCAGCUGCUCGCUUGCGAAAACGUUGGAGGGUUCCUUGAGACGGCGUGUGCAGACGGGCCUGCUGCAGUGACUGGUGCAAAACCACAAGGACAGCCGUGGUCAUAAAUACCGUCUCCAUCCCUGUCACCAUCGGAGGGAGCAAGAUGACAAGUGCCGGCACAGCGUGUCCAAGAGCAAACUCAGCCAGCGCGAUGCGCUGCCCGGUGCACCUGGGUGAGACUGCGUGCCUGUGGUCCCUGGGUGUUCAUUUUCCCAGGACAAAAAUCUACUGUGGCUGGCAAAUUUCACGUCUUCCCCUUUCUCUUCAUAUUCACGGCCCUUCCUACAGACUGUACAGAAAUCAGGAAGAAGCAGGGGGCAGUUAUCGUUCAUGUAAAGGCGGCCCAUCUCUCCCCAGCACACACCUGGUCUCCAGAUACAAUCAGGGACCAUCCAUUUCCGUCUCCUUACAUCAAGCCUUUCAGCAUGGUUUACAGGUACCCCUUCUGCCCAGAGGCCCUGACCUUUCAAGAAGGAUUUGAAAUCUUUUGAGAGCUCUGAAAUGAUGCGAACCUGAAAAUAUCCACCUGGAAACGAAAAGGGAACAAGGUGACACCUGGCCGUCCUGUGGAAAAGGAUCCCGGGACCUCGCAGAGCUCUUAGACAUUGCGGGAACGUCUAAUUUGUAGGUCCCUUUCACUUCUGAGAGCCCGGCAUCCUGUGUCCUAGGCCUGUUGCCUAAGACCGGCCCAGCCUUGUGGAACAAAACGGUUUCAGAGUGAUUACAGUACCUCCUGGCUUCCAUAUCCGCCUGUAUUUCUUGUUAUUCUAGUUGAGUACUGCAUUCAGACAGAGGUUGCCAAUAAAGUUUAUUGUAGGAGCCGUGUGUCAAUAUCUGUUGUACCCCUCGCCUGGGGUGCCUGUAAUUAAAAUGCCACAGAUAGUCUGGGAGAGGCGUGAAAAUUUGAUGGCAAAUUGAUUUCAGGUUCAUCUUGAAGUUUGUCCUCAGCUGGACUCGAUAGGCCUGGCAGCCAUGGGACGGCUUUUAUCAGGAGGGUCUGCUAGAAUGAGACAGAGCUGUCUCGAUCUGAAUAUUAAAUACAGCGCACUGUUUAUGACAGAUUAUUCCUUUAGUGCUAAAGCACGCAGCUACUUCUCUUUACACAGUCUUCUCCAUUGAAUGUGUAAGAUAGGAUCGCACAGAUCCAUUUUACAUAUGAAAAGAAGUUGUAUAAAACUCUGGGCAUAAGAAAUAAAGAGUUUUAGAAACGCUGGCUUCAGACACAGGAUAUUCUAUCCAAUAUUCUAAACUUAGAAAUGCUCCUUGGAUCUAAUUUAAGAAAGCUAGAAAAAUAAUGGUAAUCAAGAUAGUGUAAUCAAGUAUCACAGCCUUAUAUUGUUUCCUCAGAAUAGUGCAUUGCAGAAAAGGAAAAAAGCCACAUAAGUGGAGGAAAGAAUCCCAGUAUUUAAUAUUAUAAAUUGCUGGUUCCUGUAAACUCCCAUUUCUGCAUCACAUUAUAAAAGCCAUUAUCCUUGUGCUAUUGUUCCUGCAGAAAUGCACUAUCAUGAUGAUACAAUUUUAAAAGUGUAUUUGUUUUUAGAAUUUAAUUUGAAAAGGGUUUGAGGGAAAAUCAUGUGGAGUUUUGAGUGUUUGUAAUUUUAAAAAUGUGUUCAGUUGAAUUAAAUGUGUUCAAGAAAACCCGCUUUAUAAUCUGAAACUGUUUCUUGGGCAAUUAAUUGUAUUUACUUUAGAAUUCGACAUGUGAUUAGAAGCAGUUGAAAAGAGGAAUACUCAAAUGGGGUGCCUUCCUUCAUUCGUUUAGCUAAUAAGAAUUGAGUCCCUACUCUGUGCAAAGCAAAACUGGAUGAGAAGAGAUUUCUAGGUGGGAUUUCAAUGAGACCCAUGGCCCAGGCUACCCUGUCACUAUAUAUAAGUGGGGCCUGGAUGAAUUUUUCCAAAAUGCUUGAACUAGUGAUGCCAAAAGCUGCCCGACUGGCUUAAAAAUAAAUGAAGGGUACAGUCUCGUUCCUUUGAAAUGGAAUUUUAAAAUGGAAACAGAAGCGAUUCCCUUCACUUCCUGGAAGAAUCUGGCUCUGCAUCUCGCUCAGUGUUAUUUCUCAGGCAGUCACAGGUACUAAGGCCCAUCAGUGUAAAGAGCCCAGCAUAUGCUCAUGGGUCGUCAGAGUCACUCCUUUGCACAUUCAGGAGAUAUUUAUGGGUCUUUUGUUAGGACAGUUUUUAUGGCCCAAGAUUAAAAGUUAAAAGUUAAAUAGUAAAAGUAACGAAGAUGUGCCUUUGGAGGAUCCAACUGGUUUGUGUUUUCAUUCCCUCCGCUUGUCAAGGCCCAUUGAAUUUUGAUGAUAGCAUUAAAAAAAAAGAAAAAAGAAAAGGAUGUCUCAGAUCAUUUUUGGAAGGAGACAGUGUAUGAAUUAACAAAUUACUAAAAUAACCUAUACUCCAGAGAUGCUAAUUUAUUAUCUUCUCUGUAAGUAGGAGGCUUUUCUUUUUUGAUGCAGAAUUUCUUUGUGGCAGCUUUAACAUUCUCAGGAAAUACUGUGGGCAACAUUCGAUAAAAGAUUGAAUUAUUUGAUCAAAGAAAAUAAAUAUCUAGAUAGUGCAUUCACAGCCCUGAGAGAAGUGAUCCGUAGAAAACGAUGCUCCUUGAAGGUUCGUCCGAGGGUUGGUUUCAGAUUCUGAAGUACCGUAUUGUAAGGUAGUUCCUGUUGGCAGGGAGCAAGUUCAGAACAAAGCUGCGCUGUAUGAUGGAUGAAUCAGAGAUCUAGUGGAGGUGGAAAUAGUAGCCUGGCCUUGGGUACGGAUUGUCUAUGAAUUCCACUGAUACUUAUUGAUGCACAGAGAGGGCAAAUAAAGAAGGAUUCUGUGAUCAAAACUAUUUCAGAAAUGCAGUACACAUCAGAGCCUUUUCUUUUUCCUCCAAAGAUUGAUUUAUUUUUUAUUUAUUUAUUUAAUUUAUUUUUGGCUGCAUUGGGGCUUAGUUGCGAGACGCAGGAUCUCCAUUGAAGCACGCAAGAUCUUUCAUUGCGGCGUGUGGGCUCUUCGUUGUGAUGUGCAGGCUUCUCUCUAGUUGUGGCCCGCAGGCUCCAGGGCGCAUGGGCUCAGUAGU
This is a messenger RNA of Aethalodelphis obliquidens (Pacific white-sided dolphin), 10202 nucleotides long. It is a transcript of the gene WWOX, whose product is annotated as WW domain containing oxidoreductase. Gene Ontology annotation, cellular component: nucleus; cytoplasm. Bases 369 to 1553 code for a protein of 394 amino acids. The transcript is spliced from 9 exons. The record is from RefSeq and is a predicted model, not a curated record. Gene Ontology annotation, molecular function: transcription coactivator activity; protein binding. Gene Ontology annotation, biological process: hippo signaling; positive regulation of transcription by RNA polymerase II. Lineage: Eukaryota; Metazoa; Chordata; Mammalia; Artiodactyla; Delphinidae.